AUGCAGAAGCUGUCCAUGGGUGGCCGACCCAACAUGAAGGAGUUCGGCAAGGCUUUAGCAAAGAUGCACCUGGCCGAGCCCGCAGACCAAACCGCCAAGGAGGGCAAAUUUGGCUUCGAGGUGGACAACACCAUCGGUGGCACUCCCCAGUCGAACACCUGGACCAGCAGCUGGGUUGACUUCGUGCGGGAGCAUCGCCUCGGAGCGCAGGUGAGGAUGGCCGGCAGCACCGAUCUUCAGCGGACCUGGAAGCAGGUCCUUGAGGAGACCAACGACCUCAAUGACCUGUUCACAGAUGUGGAAGUGAAGCCGUCGAUUCUUCACGGCGAUCUCUGGAGCGGCAACUACGAAAUGACGCCCGAGGGCGUCGCCAUCUUCGACCCGGCGACCUACUACGGCCAUCACGAAGCCGAGUUUGGCAUGUCCUGGUGCGCUGGCUUUAAUCGCGACUUCUGGCAAGGCUAUCGGGAAGUUAUUCCCGAGGCGCCGCUCUUUGCCAAGCGUCCGGAGCUCGGUCUGUCCAAAGGAUCUUUGACGGACAAAAUCUUGCAUUGUAAAUGCAUGUUGCUGUCUGCCAACAAGAGAGCAACGUUCUGGAAUAGUGAGGCCUCCUGA
This is a messenger RNA of Symbiodinium sp. CCMP2456, 615 nucleotides long. NCBI's taxonomy places the organism in Eukaryota, Dinophyceae, Suessiales, Symbiodiniaceae. The record is from the annotation of a GenBank genome assembly.